AUGGCCUCAGUUCAAACGAGACCGGAGCAGCAACUAACACCGCAACAAGACCAGACGCAGUACAUGGACGACAAGUUGGGGCGCUCUUUGCCUACUAUUGCAGAUGAUGAGGUACAACACCCGGAGAUUCCCCGGCGCGGUGGCAAGAUCAACGGGCUCGAGAAGUUCGACGCCAGUUUCUUCAGCGUCCACUUCAAGCAGGCACACACCUUGGAUCCCAUGUGCCGUCUUUUGUUGGAGCGCUCCUACGAAGCCAUCGUGGACGCCGGAGUGAAUCCGCGAACUCUGCGUGGCAGCCGCAUGGGUGUGUUUGUGGGCACGUGCUACUCGGAAUCGGAGAAGUUCUGGUUUUACGAAAAGCUCCAGCUCUCAGGCUUCGGCCUCACAGGUUGCAGCCGCGCCAUGCUGGCUAACCGGAUCUCAUACUGGUUAGGAGCUAAAGGGGCUUCCUGCACCAAAGACACUGCCUGCAGCUCGUCCAUGUAUGCAUUCUACGAGGCCUUCGAAGCCAUCAGGAACGGACACAUCGACUGCGCGUUGGUGGGUGGCACCAACCUUACCUUGCACCCUUACAUGUCGCUGCAGUUCAGUCGGCUGGGACGCGCCAAGGACGCCCGCCGCGUGUACGCCACUGUGGUGAACGCGGCCGUCAACUGCGACGGCUUCAAGGAGCAGGGCAUCACGUACCCUUCGGGGCAGGCGCAGGCCGAGCUGAUGCGCGACACGUGCCGAGGCGCCGGCGUCGACCCCGCCAGCGUGGCCUACGUCGAAGCACACGGCACCGGCACUAGGGUUGGCGACCCGGAGGAAGUGGGCUCCAUUGACAAAGUGUUUUGCCUGGAGUCUGGCAGACAGACGCCUCUACUCAUCGGCUCCGUCAAGAGCAACUUGGGCCACACGGAGCCCGUUUCGGGGCUCUGUUCCAUCGCCAAGGUUAUCGUCGCCAUGGAGGAUGGAGUCAUUCCGCCAAGCAUCAACUUCAGGCGUCCGCGGAAGACCAUCCAGGGUCUCAUGGAAGGACGCGUUAAGGUAGUGGUUGUCCUAAUCUCAUCGGUUUCGGCGGCACGCACAGACGCGGUCGUUGUUGCUGCGUUCCCCCACUUACACCCCCUCUCCCCGGAACCAAGGCGAGGCGACUCGGGUACGUGCUCGCCGCUGCCGCGUCUGGUGCUGGCGUUCUGCGGCGUCACGCUGCGAGGCUCGUGUGGAUCUGCUCUGGACGUAGGUGUUGCGCGCCCACAUCGCUUCGCCGCACCAGCUGGUUGUGUCAGCUCAUUGCACCGCCUGCACUGA
This is a messenger RNA of Gryllus bimaculatus (two-spotted cricket), 1293 nucleotides long. NCBI's taxonomy places the organism in Eukaryota, Metazoa, Arthropoda, Insecta, Orthoptera, Gryllidae. The record is from the annotation of a GenBank genome assembly.